Anolis carolinensis (green anole) is the source of this 4503-nucleotide messenger RNA. RefSeq names its product pyrroline-5-carboxylate reductase 1 (gene pycr1). NCBI's taxonomy places the organism in Eukaryota, Metazoa, Chordata, Lepidosauria, Squamata, Anolidae. The transcript has 8 exons. Gene Ontology annotation, biological process: L-proline biosynthetic process. Gene Ontology annotation, molecular function: pyrroline-5-carboxylate reductase activity. The coding region runs from base 330 to 1268 and encodes 312 amino acids. The record is from RefSeq and is a predicted model, not a curated record.
GGAUCCCUCCCUGACAGACGGAGAAUGAUGCAAUUGCAAACAAAAGUUGCUCCAAUAGCAAACUGUCCAUCCGCCACUUCAUUCUUUCAUUGGGCGGAAUGAAAGGCAAGGACACGCCCCUUUGCAGCGGAUUGGCUGAGCGCCGCCUUCUGAGCGGCUUUGCCAGGCGCAGCUGAGCUCGCCGUUCCCCUCCCAGCAGCAGCAGCCACGUGGGCGUCAUCCAUCCUCAGGUUGGUGCUUCGGUCGAGACGAGGGGCCAUUGGGGGUGCACGGGUGGUCAAACGGGGAUUAAACCGUGGAAUAAAAGUCACUUAUCAGCUGCUGACACCAUGAGUGUGGGUUUCAUUGGCGCUGGGCAGCUGGCCUUCUCCCUGGCCCGAGGUUUCACCGCAGCAGGGAUCUUGGCUGCUCAUAAGAUUACGGCAAGUGCACCAGAUACAGAUCUGCCAACAGUAUCUGGGCUGAGGAAAAUAGGUGUGAAUUUUACCCUAAGCAACAAAGAGACAGUUAAAAACAGUGACGUCCUGUUCCUGGCAGUGAAACCUCCCAUCAUUCCAUUCAUCCUGGAUGAGAUUGGCUCCGACAUAGAGGACCGGCACAUUGUGGUUUCAUGUGCUGCUGGCGUCACUAUCAGUUCUAUUGAGAAGAAACUCUCUGCCUUCUGCCCCACCCCGAAAGUGAUCAGGUGCAUGACCAAUACACCAGUGAUUGUCCGUGAAGGGGCCACGGUCUAUGCCACAGGGACACAUGCUGAGGUGGAAGAUGGAAAGCUUUUGGAACAACUGAUGGCUAGUGUGGGCUUCUGCACUGAGGUGGAGGAAGACCUGAUAGAUGCUGUUACUGGACUCAGUGGAAGUGGGCCUGCUUAUGCUUUCACAGCCCUGGAUGCCCUGGCAGAUGGAGGGGUGAAGAUGGGCCUUCCUCGCAGACUGGCUGUACGGCUGGGAGCUCAGGCAUUGCUGGGAGCUGCCAAGAUGCUGUUGGAAUCAGAGCAGCACCCAGGACAACUGAAGGACAACGUCUGUUCCCCGGGGGGUGCUACUAUCUAUGCCGUGCACUUCCUGGAGAGCGGGGGUUUCCGCUCACUCCUCAUCAAUGCCGUGGAGGCGUCCUGCAUCAGGACAAGGGAGCUGCAGUGCUUGGCUGAUCAGGAGAAGGUUUCUCCUGCUGCUAUUAAGAAGACCUUAAUGGAUAAAGUAAAGCUAGAGUCUUCCUCUGCCAACAAGGUCAACCUAUUCAACAAGAACCCGGGCAGUAAGAAGUAUUAAGGAGACCCAGUUGUGGCCUGGUCACACUUUUCUUUCUUUUUCAAGGGAAUCUGUAGCUCAUGCCAUUUGGGGAUGGAGGUGGAGCAGAAUCAUCAGCCCUUUCUCCUGAGUGGCAGAAACUCUCAACCUCACUGCUGACUCUUCUGUAGCUGUUGCAGGGUUACAUUUUAUCCUGACUUUCUUCCAUGGAGGUCCUAUGUUACGUAUCCUCACAACAGCUUUGUUAGGCAGUUUAACCCUGCAAUACAAUGGCUGGUUCAGUGAACUUUCUGAUUAGUCUACUACACACUGCUGUCAGGCUGUGCCUAUUCCCUGUGAUUUUUUAAUGAGAUCAGAGGCUGGAGUCCCAAACCUUAUUUUCAUCACAGAGUGGCUACAUCCAGUUUGUAGGACAUUCUGGAUUGGGGGUGGGCAGAGCUUGGAAUGGUUUUUAUUAACACAAAGAUAUAUUGAAUUGGAAACAGAUUUGUCAGUUUUAAUAGUGGGGUUGCACAGGUUGAGUAUCACUUAUCAGAAAUGUGUGGAUCAGAACCAUUUUGGAUUUUAGAAUACUUGUAUCUGGGUACAUACAUAUGUAACGCGAUACCUUUUAGAUGGGACCCAAAUCUAAACAUUUAUCUUAUGCACAUAGCCUGAAGGUAAAUUUUAUACGCUAUGUUUUUAAUAAUUUAGCGCACAUUGAAAGUAAAAAUGCCACUACCUCAGUCAACCCAUUUUUAGAGUAUUUCGGAAUUCUAGAUAAGGGAUUCUCUAUUUGUAAUUACUUACAUCUUCGCCAUCAGAAAAAAUUAUCAAAUUAUUUUUAAAUUUGAAAAACUUCAAAAUUUCAAAAGCCUGCCAAUGCCUAAAAAUCAUUUACAAGGUAACUCAAGACGUUAACAUUGUUAUUCAACAACUUAAUUACUUUUCAAAAACCCUCAAUGAAUUGAUUCCAAGCUCUGCAUAGGAUUCUUAUUACAUAGCAUAUUGCUCCUGUUCCCCAUAUAUUGCUAUUUCUGCUUUGCCCAGCUGUAUCAGAAAUCACAGAUAUCCUGGACUGAACAGCUCCUUCCAUGCUGCCAUGUAUUUUUCUCCUUUCUUUCAUCUGUAGUUCCUGGACAUCUAAAAUAGGUACUCAAACACAUUUAUCUUAUGCUCCCAAAAGGGGAGUAGGGGUUAUUCAUAUUAGCAAAAGCACAGCUCAGGAGUGUAGGAAGCUUUCCCAUCUGCCUCCACUAGGUCAAAUUUUUUGCCCAUCUAGCUUAGUAUUGUCUGUUUUGAUUGGCAGUCACACUCUCAGCUUGGCAUCCUCUGCCUCCUGCUUACCAGAUCUUUCACUACAACUUGUCCGUGGCAUCAUCACUUAUUGUCACAUCUUAACAGUGUAGAUUUAGAGAUAGCUUUGAAACAUACCCAAAAUGAGUUCAGAUCACAUGGUUAAUAUGGGAGUUUUUUUAUGAUCAGUUCUGAUUUGUAUUUUAUAGUAGAGCAAUUUAAUAGGUCACCUUCUGUUGGCAAGAGAGAACUAUCAGCAAUAACCUGUCAUGAUGUGUAUUAGUGUCUUUAAGUCACUUGUCGAUUUGGUGAUCCGACAAAUUUAAUAGGAUUUUCUUAGGUGGUUUGCUUGUUCCUUCCUCUGAACUUUAGCUUACGGCACCCCACAUACAUUAGCAGUCUCCCCUCCAAGUACUAACCAGAACUAGGUCUUCUUAGCUUCCAAGAUCAGAUAGGAUCUGGUGCCUUUAGGGUAUUUAGACCCUACAACUGUUAUGACACAAACAUGAAAUAAAUAAAUAGAUGCAAUCAUGACAGACUCUACUAUGGAAUUUAAUUUGCAACAUCCCUCUACUAUCAUUUUUACAAGAAGGCCUGCGACUUUAAGCUUGCUGAAGGAUUCACAGUGACUAAAGACGUCAAGAGGUCUGGGUUCGAGGUAGACAGAAAAUCUGAGGUGCUUAAUAGGGCAAGACACUGGAAAGAUAGUUCCUUGCCUCCAAAGGACUUGCUUCUCUGAGGCAUUGUCUAAACCUAUCCAGUCUCUCAGUGCUCCUUAAGGAGAGCUAGCCUAUCCAGAAGCUGUCAUCCAAAAGAGUAACUUUUCUAAACUCUGCUUUUUGAUGGGAUCAAAAGCAUUUUUUCGUUUGCUGAAGGAAGCAGAACUGAGGAGUGCAGAGAUUGCUGUUGAUGCCCCAGAUAUAUUGGCAGCAUCCCAGUAGGGUUACCAGAUGGAGAGAGGGAUAGAAUAUCAGCCUUGUUAAGGGUUGUAUAGAUGGGGAAAAUUGAGCAGUUAUGUCCCUUCUUUCAAUUGGUAAACCUACAUCUCAUAUAGGAUUGUUUGCCAUUGAACAAGUCCUGUUACACAUUGAUUGUUAACAUUUUCUUGCCUAGAUGACUUGCAACCCCACCCCCUGCCUUUUGCAUAUAAUGUGGCAUUUUCUUAUUUAUCCUUUUUAGAUGGCCCUCUAGACGUUUUUGGGCUGUAGCCUCUAUAACCCCUUACCAGUGGCCACGGCUGAUGGGAGUUGUAGACCAAAAACAUUUUGGCCCACUUCAGUAUAUGAGUGAGGUUUGUGUUCAUGUCCGCUCCCUGUGCUUUCUUAGAUGAAAGGAGAAUUUCAGAGGCAUCUACUUCUGCCUUUAGACAAGCCACAGUUUCCCACUGCAUUCAGCUGUGGUUUUCCAUUAUAACUGAGCUGGAGCACUCUUUCCACUUUGCCUUCACCUUCUUCUUAUUGUUCCACAUACCUUUGCAAAAGCUUGUGGGGGUUGUACACAGAUAAAAAGUAAACACAUAACUGCAUACUCAUCUGGGAAGCUUUACACUGAGAACAUUUGUUAUUCAGUAGCCAUGUUUGUCACUAUUUACCUCAUAUUUGCUUUGCCCGCUACUCAACCAGGACAUUGCUUCUCCCAUAUUGCUAUAUACCAGUGACUGGAACAAGGAAGCAGGCUGAAGGUGGGGAAGAAAUAAAACAUGCCAUGGCACAAUUCACAGAUUGUCCAGGACAAUUCAAACCAUUCUGGGUAUCCUCCACAUAACUCAGGUUACCUCAGGCCUAUGUGAUAUGAAAGGCGUAUUUAUUGCUUGAAAAUACAGUUUAAAACACUUAACAAUUGGUUUCUUUUUUAGACUGCAUGGAUUUCCCAAUUCUUUCUUCAGAUAUGUUCAUAUCGGUGCCCUAUGUUUAUUGUUAAAGACAUACUCCCUCCCCCCUCCAAAUCUUUUCUGGACAAUAAACUCUACUUUUUAACUCGA